Messenger RNA from Thamnophis elegans (Western terrestrial garter snake), 2400 nucleotides. It is a transcript of the gene MAP2K6, whose product is annotated as mitogen-activated protein kinase kinase 6. The transcript is spliced from 12 exons. Gene Ontology annotation, biological process: MAPK cascade; protein phosphorylation. Bases 1156 to 2157 code for a protein of 333 amino acids. The record is from RefSeq and is a predicted model, not a curated record. Gene Ontology annotation, molecular function: ATP binding; MAP kinase kinase activity. Lineage: Eukaryota; Metazoa; Chordata; Lepidosauria; Squamata; Natricidae.
UUCUAAAUCAAAGACUCGCUCUAUUCCUUUAAUCAUAUAAAACAAUGCAAUCUACAAAUGAAUUUUAGAUUUUCAUUUUGACUGUAUACAGCAUCCUAAGAAAUAUUCUUGGCAAUUUAGAGGGGGAAGGAUAUAUUGAGCAGGGCUUUAUACCGUGUUAGUCCCCUUGAGGCUACUGAUGACAUUAUUAAAAAUAAAUGUGAAAGUACAGUAUGAAGAAAACUCAGAAAACUAUGAUCCAAAGAUCAUGACUAGCCAUAUAAACCAUCCUCCACGGCAAUCCGAAAUGAGUUGUAAUCCGCAGAAACCCACGUCGCAAGCAAGACGUAAACUUUACAAAAUCUUUGUUGAAGAUUUUCCCCCUCCCUCCCCCUCAGAGUUUUGCCAUCCUGUAUUUAUUUAAGUAACGGUAGCUGCGGAAGGGAAAAGCGUUCGCGGAGGUCCAUCGUGGGAAACUGGCCGAUGGCGGAUUCAGACCAGCCGGCUGUACCACUCAACGUGCCUCCGUCUCUUCCUUCCAGCACGGCAACUCGUCUCGUUUUGAAACUGCCAACUGCUAGAUAGGAGAUCUUGCAACGUGGUUGCAGGCGAAGUCGGCUCCCAAUGCUGCCUCUUUAGCCGCCGUUGGAUUACAGAAGAGAAAUCGGUGAGCCGCCGUUUCCCUUUUGCAAUGAUAGUGGAGAUCAAAGUAUUCAACGAAAUCUAUCGAUUGCCUCCAGGUAGAUGCCUCCUCUGCAUAUCUGGUUGCACGCCUCGUCGACUAUGAAGCCGAUAGUCUUUUUAAGGGGCACCUCGCGUGAAUAUUCGCAAGAACUACAUUACCCAGAAGUCAACGCGCUAGUCGUGCAAAGGACGUCUGCGCACUAAGACACUCGGAUCCAAGUUUGGAGCUUUUAGCUGCCAGUCCUGGCCCAUCAUGUAGGUGCAGCACAGCUUUCCUUCCCAUUGCAAUAGCGGGAGAAACCCCACUUUGCAAUCUGUUUUGCAAGGCGUGCAAUUGCAGCUCCUUCCUCUGCAAGGAAAUCUGCUGUGAGAAGUGAGAAAAACUCCAGUUGCAUGAAGAUUGAGCGCUUGCAGUUUGCAUCUUUGUUGCAAAACUAGCUACAGAAGGCAAAGUCUUUUGUGUUCCCCUCCCCCAUCAAAGCAGAGGGGAAAAUGUCUCAGAGAGGCAAGAAGAAAAAUCCAGGGUUGAAAAUUCCUAAAGAAGCAUUUGAACAACCACAGACAAGCUCAACGCCACCUAGAGAUUUGGAUUCCAAAGCUUGCAUUAAUAUUGGAGACAAGAACUUUGAAGUUAAAGCUGAUGACCUGGAGCCAAUAUCCGAAUUAGGACGUGGUGCAUAUGGGGUGGUAGAGAUGAUGCGACAUAUGCCCAGCGGGCAAAUAAUGGCAGUGAAGCGAAUCCGAGCAACCGUGAAUAGCCAGGAACAGAAGAGGCUAUUGAUGGACUUGGACAUUUCUAUGAGAACCGUAGACUGUCAUUUCACUGUCACAUUCUAUGGUGCACUAUUUCGAGAGGGUGAUGUGUGGAUUUGUAUGGAAUUGAUGGAUACCUCACUGGACAAAUUCUACAAGCAAGUGAUUGACAGGGGCUUAACGAUUCCUGAGGAUAUCCUAGGGAAAAUAGCUGUCUCUAUUGUAAAAGCAUUAGAACACCUACAUAGUAAACUCUCUGUAAUUCACCGAGAUGUCAAGCCUUCCAAUGUGCUGAUUAAUACACAAGGACAGGUGAAAAUGUGUGACUUUGGAAUUAGUGGGUACCUCGUUGAUUCUGUGGCUAAGACAAUGGAUGCUGGAUGCAAACCGUAUAUGGCACCUGAAAGAAUCAACCCGGAACUAAACCAAAAAGGAUACAGUGUAAAAUCUGAUAUUUGGAGUCUGGGGAUUACAAUGAUUGAAUUAGCAAUCUUGCGGUUUCCGUAUGACUCCUGGGGGACGCCGUUCCAGCAGCUCAAACAGGUAGUGGAAGAACCAUCACCACAGCUCCCUGUAGACACGUUUUCAGCUGGAUUUGUCGAUUUUACCUCACAGUGCUUGAAGAAAAAUUCCACAGAGAGACCUACAUAUCAUGAGCUAAUGCAACACCCCUUCUUUACCUUUCAUGAAUCCAAAGAAACAGAUGUGGCUUCUUUUGUCAAACUCAUCCUGGAAAACUGAAAAAAAGGACUUGUACAUUAUUUUAUUCUUUGAUGGACUGGUGGGAUUAAGGAGGAAGGGGUCAUGGUAGGACAGCCUUCAUUACAGGAAAGCCAGAGGAGAAUUUAACUGGUGGCCAUUUUCCUUUUUUUUUUUUUUUUGUAAAAUCCUAAUCUCCUUCCCUUGAAGGCUUUUUUAAAGGGUUCUUUGGUAUUCAUAGUGAUAUAGAAUGAACUGAUUAGUGAAAUGAAUUUUAAUAAGAUU